AUGUCUGGAUUCGACGCAGACCGUGUAUACUCUGUAUCCGUUCAUGAUAUCUCCAAUCCUGCCUCCUUAGAAUCUCCCUCGCAAACUGAGAAGCUGCUGCUUGACUUCCUGCUUCAAUACCGGUUAGGAGGCGAAUUUGUAUACCGUGACAAACUUCGAGGGAAUCUUCUUCUCAAGCAUUAUCAACUCGAAGUCGAUCUAGGACACAUCAGCCUGUACAAUGACGAGAUUGCUCAUGCGAUUCAAGAUCGGCCAGCAGAUGUUCUGCCCUUAUUCGAAAACGCUGCAACGAAAGCAUCUCGAAGUAUCCUCUUCCCACUAGCAGGUGGCUCAGACGAGCGCGCGGAAGCCGCCUCGCAAACAAUACCCAAGAUACAGAUCUCCAUCAAGUCUGGCUUGAACCUAUUACAGUUCCGUGGACUUACUGCAAAUACCAUCAACAAGCUAGUUCGAAUACCGGGCAUCGUCAUCUCUGCAUCUGUUCUUUCAUCUCGUGCAACCAAGCUGCAUCUCCAAUGUCGUGCUUGCCGAUCACCCAAGGUGAUCUAUCCUGCUAGUGGCCUUGGUGGUAUUGGUGGUGGCUCUGAUCGGGGCCUGCCUCGAGUCUGUGACGCACCAGAGGUAGAAGGUCAGAAGAAGGAAUGUCCGAUGGAUCCGUAUAUCAUUGUGCAUUCAAAAUCGACAUUCGCCGACCACCAGACGCUGAAGCUUCAGGAGGCACCGGACAUGGUUCCUGUGGGCGAACUUCCACAGCACAUCAUGCUUUCGGCAGACAGAUAUAUCACUGGACAUGUUGUCCCCGGCUCUAGAAUCAUCGCCACGGGCAUAUAUUCUACGUACCAAGCGGCUAAAGAUAAAUCAGCGGGAGCAGCGGCACUUCGUAAGCCCUAUAUCCGCUUGGUCCAUCUGGAACUCUCCUCGCCAUCUUCCGGGAGUCCUGGAGGACUUAAUCCAUUUGGAUUACACUUUACGCCGGAGGAGGAAGAGGAGUUCGGAGAGAUGGCCAGGAGCGAUGGCUUUUACGAACGUUUUGCGAAGAGUGUGGCUCCAAGUAUUUUUGGCAGUCUAGAUAUCAAAAAAGCAAUCACCUGUCUCUUGUUUGGAGGCUCAAAAAAGAUAUUACCUGAUGGUAUGCGUCUUCGAGGAGACAUCAAUGUCCUUCUGCUGGGUGAUCCCGGUACAGCAAAAAGUCAGCUGCUCAAAUUUGUGGAAAAGGUUGCACCUAUUGCUGUUUAUACUUCUGGAAAAGGCUCCAGUGCAGCUGGCCUCACCGCAUCAGUUCAGCGUGAUGCCGUUUCCCGGGAAUUUUACCUUGAAGGUGGUGCCAUGGUCUUGGCAGAUACUGGCGUGGUCUGUAUAGAUGAGUUUGACAAGAUGCGUGAUGAGGACCGUGUUGCUAUACACGAAGCUAUGGAGCAACAAACGAUUUCCAUCGCGAAAGCUGGAAUUACCACUGUCCUGAACUCGCGAACAAGUGUCCUUGCAGCUGCCAACCCUGUAUGGGGGCGAUAUGACGAAGGUCGGAGCCCAGGCGAGAACAUCGACUUCCAGACCACUAUUUUGUCUCGAUUUGACAUGAUUUUCAUUAUCAAGGAUGAACACAAUGAACAGCGAGAUCGGAUGAUCGCAAAACAUGUCAUGAAUAUCCACAUGAACCGCCCAAACAAUAGUGCAGACGAAAACGGAGAUGUCGUUGGGGAAAUCGACAUUGACAGGAUGAAGCGAUAUAUCUCGUACUGCAAAUCGAAAUGCGCUCCGCGGUUGUCCUCCGAAGCUCAAGAGAUGCUCAGCAAUCACUUCGUUGACCUGAGGAAACAAGUGCAGAAGGUUGAAUUGGAUAAUGACGAACGAAGUUCCAUUCCCAUCACUGUUCGUCAAUUGGAGGCCAUCAUCCGGAUAUCUGAAUCGCUCGCGAAACUGGUGCUCUCGCCUGUGGUCCAAUUGCACCAUGUCGAGGAAGCCGUCCGGCUGUUCAAAUUUUCCACUAUGAAUGCUGUCUCUGCGGGUUCUGUCGAGGGGCUGUCUCGCGGUGAGCUCAAUAGUGAGAUUACCAGGAUCGAGAAGGAGAUCCGCAGGCGUCUGCCCGUAGGAUGGAGCACUAGCUACCAGAGCCUGGUCAAGGAGUUCGUGACGCAGCAAGGCUAUUCAAGUCACGCGCUUGAACGGACGCUAUUUGUCAUGGAGAAGCGUGAGAUCAUUCGGUUCUCCGGGCAAAAGAAGGUGGUGCACAGGGUGGGCGUUUAG
Molecule: messenger RNA, 2244 nt
Organism: Heterobasidion irregulare TC 32-1
Lineage: Eukaryota; Fungi; Basidiomycota; Agaricomycetes; Russulales; Bondarzewiaceae
Exons: 12
Coding region: 1-2244 (747 amino acids)
Biological process (GO): DNA replication initiation; DNA replication; double-strand break repair via break-induced replication
Cellular component (GO): MCM complex; nucleus
Molecular function (GO): DNA replication origin binding; ATP binding; 3'-5' DNA helicase activity
Source: RefSeq, a predicted model, not a curated record